AUGUCUACCACCGCCACCAUGGGAGAGAUGGCUAACAGUGCUGUUGAGUUCUACCCUAAAGGCCGGAGCCGAGGUGGAGGUGGGAAGGGGGAGGGUAACAAUGCUGUAGAGGGAGAUUUUGGGGUGACGGUGGAGGAGCUCAGGGACCUGAUGGAGCUCCGUGGAGGGGAGGCCAUUCAGAAGAUACAGGAGGCAUACGGAGACUCAGAGGGCCUGGCCACUAAACUGCUCACCAACACUAUUGACGGUCUAUCAGGUGACCAGGCAGACCUGGAUCGUCGUAGCAAGUCAUUCGGUCAGAACUUCAUCCCUCCUAAACAACCCAAGACCUUCCUGGAGCUGGUCUGGGAAGCUCUUCAAGAUGUCACUCUUAUCAUCCUGGAGGUGGCAGCUAUCAUCUCCCUGGGCCUGUCCUUCUACCAACCCCCUGGAGAUGACACUGAGGCGUGUGGUAACGUGUCGGGAGGGGCAGAGGAUGAGGGCGAGGCCGAAGCCGGGUGGAUUGAGGGCGCCGCCAUCUUGCUGUCCGUCGUCUGUGUGGUCCUGGUGACGGCCUUCAAUGAUUGGUCUAAAGAGAAACAGUUCCGUGGGCUACAGAGCAGGAUAGAACAGGAGCAGCGCUUCGCCGUCGUACGGAAAGGAAACGUGAUCCAGAUACCUGUAGCUGACAUGGUGGUGGGGGACAUGGCUCAGGUCAAAUACGGGGACCUGUUGCCAGCGGAUGGUAUCCUGAUCCAGGGAAAUGACCUGAAGAUUGAUGAGAGUUCUCUGACUGGGGAAUCAGACCACGUAGGGAAGACUGUGGACAAAGACCCUAUGCUGCUCUCUG
Oncorhynchus nerka (sockeye salmon) is the source of this 829-nucleotide messenger RNA. It is a transcript of the gene atp2b4, whose product is annotated as ATPase plasma membrane Ca2+ transporting 4. The transcript has 5 exons. The record is from RefSeq and is a predicted model, not a curated record. Gene Ontology annotation, molecular function: PDZ domain binding; P-type calcium transporter activity; ATP binding. The annotation marks the transcript as partial. Gene Ontology annotation, cellular component: intracellular membrane-bounded organelle; plasma membrane. Lineage: Eukaryota; Metazoa; Chordata; Actinopteri; Salmoniformes; Salmonidae. Gene Ontology annotation, biological process: regulation of cytosolic calcium ion concentration.